Onthophagus taurus is the source of this 787-nucleotide messenger RNA. Lineage: Eukaryota; Metazoa; Arthropoda; Insecta; Coleoptera; Scarabaeidae. The record is from RefSeq and is a predicted model, not a curated record.
GUCAAUGUAAUCUGUCAAAUAAAAUAUGUCAAAAAAUAAUGGUUAUUAAUUAUGCGUUUUUGGAUGGUGAAAAAUAGCAUUGAACGCGUACGAAGCGAUCUAAAGGAGGUUAUUGAUUUAUGAGGGUGAUAUGCUAAAUGCGCCCUUAAUAAUUAUUUUUAUAUCGAUAAUAACAAUUUCGCGAAUAAGUACUGAAGUGAUUGAGUAUUAUUGGAGGGAUUAUAUCGGGGAAAUCCCCAAAGACGCCGUCGAAGCAUCUCCUGGAUUAUACAUUGGUCAAAUUCCUUAUAAUGGUUUAUUACCAGGCACAAUUUAUCCGCUUAAACAAGUCGCUGUAAGUUCAGGUGAUGGGCAUAAAAUUGAGUCUAAAGAUGGUGUAAAGAUUUUAUGUUGUGAAAAGAACAAUGAGAAGAAAUUUAAAUGGGAUUACGUAAACAUAAAGAAUUUAACACCUCAAAAGGUGAUGCAGUUGGUGAGGGGCGGUUGGGAGAACGGAUAUCGUCUUUACAUAGGAAAGAUUUUCCAUGAAGGUGAUUGGAAAAUAGGGAAAAUUUUUCCCCCUGGUUCUGGAUUGCAGGGUUUAAGAAUUUGGUACAAUAAUGGCCCAGAAUAUGUCUCCUUAGAUUUUCAAGUACUCCUUUAUGAAGAUUAUUCCCCCAUUAACAAAACAAAGCGACUUAAUAAGACUAAUAAUAUCACAUAUGGAGCGGAACCUUAAAUAUUUUUUUAUUUUUGUAGGGCUGUGAUAUGUAAAGAUUAAUAAAAAAGGAUUUUUAAACACUUCAAA